AUAUCAUUUUUUAAAAUUAAUUUUAUUAGAAUAUAUAUAUAUUUAGAGAGUAGAAAAGUUCUACUUGGAAAGAAGAAAUUUGUUUUCCCGUAUCGCGUUAAUAUCACUACAUGUGUUCCUACAUAGUCUACGAUCAUAUUGCGAUAAUUAAUUAGUAUGAUCAAGGAUUGCACCAAUCUACAAUCCACCGUGCGGAUUAUUACAUCGUAUUGCGUAAGACCGCUCACGCAUACAUGCCGCGCAACACUCUCGAUCUACGUACGUUCUUUAAGGCUCAAUGAUGCAUCACUGAUUCUUGGCCAAUCCUUAAAAAACCAGAAAACAUGCGAAGCAAAAAUAAAACUUUAUCAUAUACAUGAACCUCGAGUGUCACGUAUAUAUUUGUCAAGCGUGCGGCGAUUUAGGCCAAUUCCAGCUGGCUGCGCCGAGUGUCCUUCCCGAUCGCGAGAUACGGAAAGUCCAUCAUAAGUUUCACUUGCAUUUUUAUGCGGACCCCGUGAUCGUGGCCGCUCUUUUUGGUCCUUUGGUACCGAAAUGCAUGCCAGCAGGCACACGGCCGUUCGAUAACUCACGUCGGUUUGCGACGCGUCGAAUGUGAGCGCAGGGUGGAAUACACGGUUGACCAAUCCUUCCUUCUGUACCUUCAGUACGCCACGGGAGGAUUUACAACCGGUUUCACGUGACGGACGUUCCACCGUCACCGGGGACCGGGGGAUACGAGCGUGGCGGCGCAUCUUCGACUUCUUCGGCGAGACAGAGGCAGGGCUAGCCUACUUUCUCUACAAAGAGAAUUUUUAAACGACGUGUGAGGAGGACUCCCUCUUCUCGCGCACUGUCAUCCAUCCUCCCCGCGUCAUCUCCUCCGUGUGUAUGCCCUCCUCUCGCUCUGCGCUCUUCUCUCUCUCUCUCUCUCUCUCUCACUCUCUCUCUUUGUAUCUCUCGGCGCCUCUCUCUUCUCUCUGUACCCUUAGGCGCGCGCUCACUCUCUCCUUUUCCCGGGUCUCCUUUCCACGAUUCACCCGGCAACCUCACAGUCGACGACUCCUCCGGCUGGUAGCCCUCUCGGAGUCUAUAUAAGCGGAGGCUUCAUACGAGACUGAGCAUUUUUUGUGUUAGUAACGGCGAGUCGUGGCGCUCACCCGUCAAAGAGGCUGCGGGCUCUGACGAGCGCCAGUAUGGUGCGCGCGACGUGUGACACGAAAAGCCACCGUUAAAUCGCAUACGACACAAACGCGGGCUAUACGCGACUUCCUUUUAAGUGCGGUGGCGAAAAGUAGAGAGGGAUAUCACGUCAAGAGCAAGGAGAUCUGCGUAGUGUCGGAUAAUCUGUGUGUAGUGCCGAGGCUGCGGUUUACGCGCGUAUGUCAUGGCUAAAUUCAAGAUGCUAUUCGCGCUGUUCUGCAUCCUGCUGAUUGGACAUCAUAUAGAAGCGGUAGUCAACAAAGCAGCUUCAAAUGUACCGUUAGUUAAGGAAAACGAUAAAUCCACGAAGGUCAAUGCUGAUGAUAGAAUAAGUAAUACUUUCACUUCUCUAUCUGAUGAAUAUGGGCCACCAUCGGGACUCAGUUUUAACGGGCCAGCGCCGGUGUACGGGCCCCCAGAAUUAGUCGGCAACCUUGGACCAACGCCCAUUUACCCACCGCCGCCGCCAGAACUGCCACCGCCCGUAUAUGGAUCGCCGGUUGCCACCUACGGACCGCCGCUCGGUAUCAAGCCGCAGUAUGGACCACCAAAACAAACUUUUAGUCUAGCAUCAUCCUCUCUCCACUCAAAGCCCAGCUACGGUCCGCCGAAACUUCAUUAUGGACCGCCGAAGCAACUCUUCGCGCCGCCGGCUUCGAUCCCACCAUUUAGAUUGCCGAAGCCGAUUGCUCAGUACGGUCCGCCAUUGAAGUUGGUCGGUACAACGAGUCAGCAAUAUGGACUGCCACCACUGGCGAGUCAGCAUGGGCCGCCCAAACCCGGCCACGGACCACCUAUUCCUAUAUCGUUCGAGACUUACGGUCCACCACCUCCGAAAUUACCUAUUCAGUUUAAUCCUCUGCCCAAUGACGAGUACGGCCCACCGCCGCGGCCUCUACCCGCACCGCAACCGCAAUACGGUUCACCGGUCGGUGAUUUGUACGGGCCUCCACCGCCAGGACCUCCGCCAGGAGUUCCAGCUCCACCCACACCACCUGACAUAAAGUACGAUGGAUGGCAGCCCAUCGCGGGAUUGGCCACCCCGCCUAAUCAAAACGGCGCUCUGAUAGACGCGAAGCAUAAUCAUAUCGACAGUUCGUCUUCCUCGCAAUUGUCACACGCUGCCCUGACCGUUUCAACGAACCCGAACGCGCCCAGCGAUUCUUACGGCGUGCCGAUAAACAAUCCCGAGGCUCAGAAUCUGAAGACAUCCGUACACGAAUCCUCGGCUUCUUCGGAGAGCAACGGAUUACCGCCGCCACCGUUGCCGCAGUACGAGCCUUUGCAUAAUCAGGGUCCGGGUGUUAUUUCGUCCGGCCAAUCCGAUCACCACCAAUUCGCUCAACAGCAUUUGCAGCAGGUAACACCAAACAUCGAAUCCAUCGUGAAGACCGUGGGAUUUGAACUGUUGCCUGCAAACGAGGGUCUCUCGGGCUUGUCGUUAUCGGGCGGCACUUCUGACGUUUCAUCGUUGAGUCAUAUCCAGAACACGGUCAACGUUAAUUCCGCUUCGCUUCACUCGGGGCUAGAACUGACGUCGGAUGAGGGCGGAUCGCAUGCUGCUGCUUUAAGCAACGGCGGGGAUUCUCACGUACUCCAAAAUAUAGGAAACGAUCUAUCCCUGCAGCAGCCAGUGCAGCAAACACCGUCGGCUGAUUACGGAGUGCCUUUAACUACUGCCACUUUCGGAAAACAUACUGAAGUUCUGUCGGGAGCGUCCUUGCUGGCUCCUCCACCCUUAGAUUCGUACGGUGCACCUCCUCUCUCGUCAUACUCGCCGACUGGACCUUACCCUGCGUCACAAGGAGGACGAGGUGUGCAUUCGUCGUUUGGAUUAUUUGGGAACUCUUUCCACAAACAGAAUCUGCAGUAUCACCGAUUCCCUGGCCCGUUCAGGCCACCGCCAGUUCCUUUUAGUUCUUUGAUACCACCGCGAAACCGGGAUCCGAUUAAGUUCAAGGAAUCGAUACCAACCGGACUUCUGUCCAGCAUUAAUCGAUACCUACCGCCGCCGCCUGCAAAGCAGCAGUUGCCGAAUCUCCACGCGCCAGUAUCUUUCCACCAAACGGCGGGAUCGAGCAAUGUAUUCUCCAACGCUUUCGCGUCAACUAGCUCGCUGAACGGAUACGACUCCAAUUCUCCGAUUGCCGCACCCCAUGUGCAAUAUGGGACGCCAUUAUCGUUCACCGACUUCAAUAGACCAACGCCUCCCUUAACUUACGGAGCGCCAAACUUUGGCCCGGCAACUUCAUUCGUCUCGAUGUCUUCCGAAGUCGGCAGCAACCUGUACAGCGGAAUUGGUAAUACGCUAACGACAUACGGCACACCUGUAGUAAACGCACCCUUGUCAGAUAACGGCGGUUACGACUGCAAUUUAAAUUCCUUACAGCCCCUUUUGCCCGCGAACGAAGAACAACCUUUAAGCGGUAGUCUACCCUCAAGUGGAGAAUUGCAUUCCACCGGAGAGCUGCACUUGAGUGGAGGCUUAUCUUCGGGCGGUGAAGCGCUCUCGAGCGAGAAGCUAUCGUUGGCUGGCGAAUUACCGGCGCAUGAAAGCGCGCAUUCCAGCGGCAAGCUGCAGAUCGGUUUUGAAAGUGCAGGAAACGUAGACAAUCACGGCUCAGGUUUUACGAAUUCCCUGCCCACGGGUUCCGCGCAAGUCGAGUUUACUGAGGGUAAUCAUCAAAAUUCCAUUUUCACUGCCAACUCGCUGCCGCUCGUGAAGCCGCGCGUUAACUUCCUGGAAGGACCGCCGCUGAACACGCUGGAUUUGCAGCACAGCGAACAACAGAAAACGAAUCUGAAAGACAGCUACGGUAAUCCCGUGGGAAUAACCUACGAUCCGGCGAGCGAAGCGAGCAAUUCCGGGGCGAUUCACGCGCCUGCCGCGGAUGCUCCGGGCGAGUCCUCCGCGCAACUCUCUAGUCAGUUCCAUGAUGCCUACUCCGCGGCAACGUCGGACAUCGGGCACGGUUCAGGAUUAACGGCCGAAGCGCUGACCGCGAGCCUAACCGCGCAGGGUUACGGCCAAGAAAAGAAUUUCGGAGCGAACGAGGUAGACGCUAGUCAAUUUCUGAAUUCGAACGAGGGUAGCGAGGCAUUGUCCGUGGCUCAGAGACUGACCGCCGAGAAUGCCGAUGGUUUCGAGAUUCAGGGUUCCAAGGGCACCUACAGACUGCAGAUACAACCAGCGGACGGCGGACUGGGCACCGAGAACUCGGACGGCAGCAUCAGGCACGAUCAGCUGUUGUCGAAUGGUCUGCUUCAGGAUAUACUGGCCGCCAUAGAGCAACCGGAGAAUGGUGCCGUGCAGCUUCAUGGUCUUCCACAGGCUCAGAAAUUCGAACAAGCUUUCGGUUCUGAUCUCCGGCCGCAAGGAACUGCUAUUACCAACGGUCACUUUAUCACCGUGGGCAAUCAAGCACAGAACGAUGGACUGUACGACCAAGUACAGCAAGCCAGCGAUAGGCGGGAAGACGGAAAGUACGUGAAAAAUCCGUCCGUGGCUUUGUUCUAUAACACGAGAUACGGGAAACCGAGGAAAGAGAUCAGGUCGCUGACGAAAAGCGAGAUGCAGGCCAUUCCGGAGAACGAGCAGAGCGAUUGCGACUCCUUGUAAUUAAAAUUGUGUGAGUGCCUUGUGAGAGUAUUUAAUAGUAUAUUUAAUGAUAAAGCCUUGGUCGCGCCCUAAUCCAUCUCGCAGAGACUUAUCGUUUCCGACGAGGAUAACGCGACGCCACUCACUUUCUACGCUUGCGGUCGAUCGACAACGAAUCUCCGAGAGCGCACCACCAAUCAGCGAUAUCUAUGGCGGAAUCAUAAAUGCUUCUUGCACGCGGGCAUUCGAAGCGUUACACGUUCUUCGAUGAUAUUUUCUUUGGAAUGUACAACCGCAAAGAUCAUGUCUCAGUACAGAUUAGGAUUUUUAUCUCCGAAAAGGUUGCGACAGCAUAAAUCGAGCAUGAAUUAAUCAACGUUUUGCAAUCUGAUGUCGAAACUUUCUAGCAACUCGUCUCGAAUUCUAAGAAUUGUCCGACCGUAGGCAUUACAUUAUAUAAUUUCUGAUACUGUUGAGCUUCAAAAAUCUCCAGAACGCGUAAUCGAAUUGGAAUCGGAGAAGGGUAUGAGAGCCGCGCGAGCAAGAAACGAGAGAUUUGCAAUCCUUUUCUCCCGUUGCAAGCGAAAGUGAUCAUUAUUUGUCGGCUAGCGUAUCAAUAACGGGUUAUUAGACGAGCCAUCUGCUUGUUUAAGGGGGGAGCCUGCUUUAGAACGUUGAAAAUAAGGUAUAAUUUUACGAAUUUUUU
Ooceraea biroi (clonal raider ant) is the source of this 5486-nucleotide messenger RNA. RefSeq lists its product as uncharacterized. The record is from RefSeq and is a predicted model, not a curated record. NCBI's taxonomy places the organism in Eukaryota, Metazoa, Arthropoda, Insecta, Hymenoptera, Formicidae.